Beta vulgaris subsp. vulgaris (sugar beet) is the source of this 2248-nucleotide messenger RNA. RefSeq names its product cyclin-dependent kinase C-2. Gene Ontology annotation, biological process: protein phosphorylation; positive regulation of transcription elongation by RNA polymerase II. NCBI's taxonomy places the organism in Eukaryota, Viridiplantae, Streptophyta, Magnoliopsida, Caryophyllales, Amaranthaceae. Bases 333 to 2129 code for a protein of 598 amino acids. The transcript has 12 exons. Gene Ontology annotation, molecular function: ATP binding; RNA polymerase II CTD heptapeptide repeat kinase activity; cyclin-dependent protein serine/threonine kinase activity. Gene Ontology annotation, cellular component: nucleus; cyclin-dependent protein kinase holoenzyme complex. The record is from RefSeq and is a predicted model, not a curated record.
UUAAUGUGUUUUGUAAGUAAUGAAUGAAUAGUUAUACACAUUAAUAUCAGCUUAUAUACAAGUAGCUGAUUUUCUAAGCUAUAGAAUUAACUAUAUACUUAUACAAGAAAGUUAGUUAUAACUAACUAUAUGCUGAGCUGGCAGCUAGUUACAAACAGAAUAACUAACUAUCUGAUAUCUUCAACAUAGGAAGGAUCAUCAAUUCAUCAUCUUGUCUGUUUCAAUUUGUUUACACUCCCUCCGUUCUACUUACUACUGCUGCUAUUUCAAAAGCAACCCCAACAACACUUUCUCUAUCCUCAAGUCUUUCUCCCACAAACUCACAUUCAAUAAUGGCGGUAGCAGAAUCAGGGCAACUCAACUUAGAAACUGUAUUUGGUGGUUCUAGAACCAUCGAUUCUUUUCAGAAGUUGCAACAAAUUGGUCAAGGCACUUACGCUCAAGUUUAUACGGCCAAAGAUAUUAUAACUGGAGAAAUUGUUGCUCUGAAGAAGAUAAGAAUGGAAAAUGAAAAGAACGGGUUUCCAAUUACUGCGUUACGUGAAAUCCGGAUUCUAAGUAAGCUGCAUCAUGAAAAUAUAAUCAAAUUAAAAGAGAUUCUGGCUUCUCCAGCUGAUGAUAACGAUGAAAAAGGUGGUUACUACAUGGUGUUUGAGUACAUGGAUCAUGAUUUAACUGGUCUUGCACGUCGUGUUGGGAAAUUUUCCGUUCCACAGACCAAGUGCUAUUUGAAGCAGCUUUUGACGGGACUCCACUAUUGUCAUGUAAACCAAGUAUUACAUCGUGAUAUAAAAGGUGCGAAUCUUCUUAUAGACAACAAGGGAACUUUGAAGCUUGCUGACUUUGGUCUUUCCCGCUAUUUUCCCAUUGAUGAGAAAGGAAAUCUUACCAACCGGGUCAUUACCCUAUGGUUUAGGCCUCCAGAGCUGCUGCUUGGCAGCACGAAAUAUGGUCCUGCUGUUGAUAUGUGGUCAGUUGGCUGUAUCUUUGCUGAGCUUCUUGACGGGAAAGCAUUGUUUCCUGGGAGAGAUGAGGCAGAGCAAAUAUAUAAGAUCUUUGAGCUGUGUGGAGCCCCAGAUGAGUCCUGCUGGCCUGGUGUUACGAAGCUACCGUGGUACGACAAUCUCAAGCCUAACAGGCCAAUGAAAAGGUGCCUGCGGGAACAUCUUAGACACCUCGAUCAUCAUGCUUUGGAUUUGCUGGAGAAUAUGCUGAUUCUUGAUCCUGCACAGAGGAUCUCUACGACCGAUGCACUUGAUUCUGAGUACUUUUGGACUGAGCCAGUGCCUUGUGAUCCUAAGAGUUUACCAAAAUAUGAAUCAUCACAUGAAUUCACGACUAAGAAAAGGCAUCAACAGCAACGACAGCAAGAGGAAGCAACCAAACGUCAGAAACUUCAGCGUUCACCAGUGCCUUGUGAUCCUAAGAGUUUACCAAAAUAUGAAUCAUCACAUGAAUUCACAACUAAGAAAAGGCAUCAACAGCAACGACAGCAAGAGGAAGCAACCAAACGUCAGAAACUUCAGCGUUCACCAGGAAGUCUUCCCUUGCCCAUUCUACCCAUUCAACAGUCUGGUCAAGCCCAAGCUCAGAGGCAGGCCGGACCUAAUUGGCCCAUGCAUGGUUCUCAAAUGCCUGUUCCUUCUGGGCCUGAGCCGCCUGACUAUCAUCACGGGAAGCCACGUGGACCUUCCAGACAUACUCUGAGAGGGAAUCACGGUGGAGGACGCAAUCGCCCCUACCGUGGAAGUCACAGUGGUGAGCGAGCCCGUGGCAGUGUCUCACACCUGCAACAUGGGCAGGGCCCAGCAUAUGGAUCAAGUGGCACAGCCGGUAUUGGCCCACGAGGUGGUGGAUUUGGUGGUCACGAAGGUGCCAAAAUCUACCAACAAGGUGGCCCUUAUGAUGGUUCAAGUGGCUUGCCUGGUAUGGGCCCACAAGGUGGUGCUUCUUAUGAUACUUCAGGUGGUUUGCCUGGUAUGGGCCCACCAGGUGGUGGUUCUAGUGGUCAUGGAACUGCCCGAGAUUUCCAACAAGGCGGUUCUUAUGAUGGUUCCAGGUCUGGCCGAGGGCAUAACUUAGACAUGAGGGGAACGAAACAUUAUCAGCAGCAUGGUCGGAAGCAUUAAUAUUACAGUUUCAAUUUGGGUCACAUUCCUUUUUGUUGUAGAAUGUAGAUAUACUACUGAGCUGUGACUAUAUCUGAUUACUGAUAUAUACUGAAACUUCAGGAGAUAGGCUUUUAUCU